Molecule: messenger RNA, 2130 nt
Organism: Vigna radiata var. radiata (mung bean)
Lineage: Eukaryota; Viridiplantae; Streptophyta; Magnoliopsida; Fabales; Fabaceae
Exons: 11
Coding region: 186-1748 (520 amino acids)
Cellular component (GO): membrane
Source: RefSeq, a predicted model, not a curated record
UGCACCCAAAUGUGGCUAUUCGAGCAGAAGCUGUUUGUGUUAGAGAAGAUUGAGAAGGAAGAUUAUAUGCACUUUUCAUGUGCGAUGUGCAGUUCUGCCAAUAAAAGGAUUAGGCAGUGAAACUUCUUGCAGGGUCUUGGAGAGAACUUGCAGCAUCUUUCGUAGCUCAGAUUAUCGUGUUAAAGAUGGUCAAAGUUAGCAGCACCAACACGCUGGUAUCUGUUAUAGUUGUUGUAGCCUUGAUUUUCCCAGAAGUAGCAUCACAAGCCCUCUCACCAAGUGAUUCUGUUGCAGAUAAUGUGUCAGAUACCAUUAGACAAUCGGAUAAUACCAUUAGAGUGGACCCUUUAGAUCAUUUCGAAAAAUACAGAGGAGGGUUUAACAUCACCAACAAGCACUAUUGGAGUUCGGUGAUCUUCACUGGAGUAUAUGGAUAUGCAAUUGGGGUGCUCUGCCUUUUGUGUGGAAUUGUGUAUGGAAGCUUUUUGGCAAUGACAUUGGUUUGCCAAAGAAAUGACAGAAGGGUUAAGAAGGUCCUUCCUUGUAAUUACAAGAGCUGUGGUCUUUCAAUUCCUUUGGCUAUAUUACUCACUACUUUUGCUAUAGUUGCAACUGGGCUAGUUCUUGCUGGGAGUGCAAGAUUCCAUUCUGAAGCUAAGACUGCUGUUAAUAUUAUAAUCAAGACAGCGAAUGAGGCAUCAGAAACGAUUCAAAACACAACAGGAGCUUUAAAAGGCAUGGAAAGUAACUUUAUGGAAGCCAAUGUCACUGCUGAGACAUCCGUAAAUCUUGACUCCACUACUGAGAAACUUGAUGAUGCAUCUGCAAACAUUGAAAAGCAAGCCAGAAAGAAUAGGCGCCUUAUUAACAAGGGCUUGAAACUAGUUUUUGUAACUACCACAGUGAUUAUAAGCAUGAACUUGGUUGCUGUAAUAGCUCUAUCAGUUUCUGGAGUACUGAGGUUACGGCGGGCACUAUACAUGCUUGUCAUAUUAUGCUGGUUGUUGACAGUGGUAUGCUGGCUACUCUUUGGGGUUUUUUUCUUCUUAGAAAAAUUUUCCGGUGAUGCAUGCACAGCUCUUGACAACUUUCAAGAAAAUCCCUAUAACAACAGCCUAAGCUCACUCCUCCCCUGUGAUGAAUUGCUCUCGGCAAAAUCAGUUCUAUCUGAUGUUAGUGCGGGGAUCUACGACCUUGUUAACAAGGUGAAUGCAAACAUAUCAGCCAUGCAGGCAUCAUCAGAUGUGAAUCUUGUUCAUGUUUGCAACCCUUUCUCAGCUCCACCAAAGUACUUAUACCAGCCAGAGAACUGCCCUGCUAACACUAUAAGAAUAGGAGACAUUCCAAAGGCAUUGAAACCAUUUACUUGUCCGAAUGCCAUUGAUGGAAGCUGUGACAAUUUGUAUUAUAUAACCGGCAGCCAAUACACGAGAGUUGAGGCUUAUACAAAUUCAAUUCAGGACGUGCUGAAUGUGUAUCCUAGUGUGGAACACUUGUUGGAAUGCCAGCUAGUAAAAGAAGCAUUCUCCCAAGUCCUUGUCAAUCACUGCAAGCCUUUGAAGAAAUAUGCUGAGAUGGUAUGGCUAGGAAUGCUGUUUCUUGCAGUGAUCAUGGUGUUGCUGAUUGUGCUCUGGACUGUAAAAACUCGUCAUGAGCAUCGUUAUAAUCUUUCAGAUGGUUCUGUGGAGCCUCAUUUUGCACCAACCAAAGUCUUGGAAUCAGGAACAGUUAAAGAGAUUGAGAUUUGACACCAUCUGAAUUGUUUUAUUAAAGAUUUGAUCCAAAAGAAGUUAGGAACAGGUUAAUGGAAUGCAAAUGCGCAAGCAGCUUCCGAUAGAACAUUUGUAGCGUGUACAUGUACAUAGCCAAUACACACACAAGUCAAAAGAUGAACCAAAGGUGUUGCAAUUUGCCUUUUGGUGAUAUAUUUUUCACACAACUUUUGUUUAAAAGAGAAUGCACUUUGGGGAACAACCCCGAACCAUACACUCUACCCAUGUACAAAAAUCAUCCAACAAUAGAUGAAUCAAUAUUUUUGUCCAUUUGAUUAGGUUUUCAGAUCAUAUAAAUAUAAGUCUUGUGAUGUAGUUAAGAUGUUUGUAAAAAUGACAGCAAAUUUCAGAAACGAUA